AUUAACACCGUAAUCGACGUGGCAUGCGAAGCUGGGACGAUCAGUUUAUAAAAAUGUCAAAAUGGCGGAUAUGCCGACAAAGUUCCUCGAUCAGAAGGCAUUAAGAGAACGGUUAAGUCAGUGGGAUGCUAAUGUUGAGCCCAGAGCCUACCUGACAGAUAAACAGAGGGAUAUACUUAUAGAACUGUCCAGUCAGAUACAACACAGGCGUCUUCCUGUGGAGCUGCCUCUAGAUGAUGUCCCGACCGCUCACCUCUCUGCCAGAGAUGACCAGGCAACACAGUUACCGGGUUCUCUAGUUUCACCUAAAGUUUCAGAACUAGAAGAGAAAAUUGAAAAUGCCCAACAAUUUUUCUCCUGGUUUGCAAGUAUUGAAGAAAAUAUAUCUAAAGAAGAAGAAGUGCCAUAUAGGAAUUAUAUAAGAGAACUUGAGAAUUAUAGAAAGCAGUGCUGUGAUGUGUUACAAGAAGUCACUGACUCCCUUGACUACCUUAAUAAUUUACAACACCAAUAUAACUUAGUAUCUUUCAAAACUAAUGCACUUCAUGAUGCCUGUGAACAUUUACUUGCAGAACAGUCAAGUCUGAUGAACACUGCAGAAAAUAUCAGUAAUAAACUAUCGUAUUUCAAUGAAUUAGAAAGAAUAUCAAGUAAACUUGGUUCCCCGCUCUUUGCAGUCACCAAUGACUCCUUUGUACACAUGUUGGCACGGCUGGAUGAAUGCAUAUUAUAUAUUGCAAGUAAUUCUCGUUACCGAGAAUCUCAAGUGUAUUUGGCACGAUUCAAGCAAUGUUUGUCCCGAGCACUGACCCUCAUAAAAAGCCAUGUGAUCACAGUCCUGCAAAAUGCGACACAGCAAGUUUUACCUAAAAAGGAUACACCAAAUGCAGGUGAUGAUGCAUUUACACUCUUUUAUGGGAAAUUCCGCACAAAUGCACCCCGAGUUCAUGCUUUGAUGGAGCAACUGGAACAAAGAACUAAUAAAUCUGUAGAGUAUGCUCAGAUCUUAAAUGAUUGUCACCAGUGCUAUUUCUCCCAACGAGAACUACUUCUUGGGCCUAGUGUUGAGUCUACAAUUGCUGAUCUUGCUGCACGAUAUCAACGAGACCAUUGCGCUCUGAUGCGCAGUGGUUGUGUUUUUAUGGUGCACGUGUGUGAAGAUGAAAGCCAACUUUAUUUCAAUUUUUUCUCAAAACCAUCACCAUUACUUGACCAAAUGCUUGAGAAGUUAUGUACCAACCUUUAUGAUGUAUUCCGUCCGUUGAUAAUUCAUAUUAAUCACUUGGAAACACUAGCAGAACUCUGUGCGAUCUUGAAAAUUGAAAUGAUUGAAGAGCAUGUACGAAAUAACCCUCAAGAACUGAAGGCCUUUGAGAAUAUUUGCAAUCAAAUGCUUAUGGAUGUUCAAGAGCGACUUGUUUAUAGAACAUAUAUCUACAUCAAGAAUGAUAUUUUCAUGUAUAAUGCUGCAUCAGGAGAUUUAGCAUAUCCAGAGAAGCUAGAAAUGAUGGAGAGUAUAUCAGAAAACAUUAGGAAAACUCAACAACACUCUAGAAGUGCAUCGAAUGCUUCAAGCACAAGUAUGGAAGUUGCUCAGAUAACUGCUGGUCAAGAAUCAACAGAAGAGAAUAAGAAAACUGACAGUGAUGGCUUCACUGAAGUUAUAGGUCCAUCUACAGAAACUCACUCAUCUUCAAUGCCCAUGUCACCUGCUGAUCUCCAUGGUAUGUGGUAUCCAACAGUAAGAAGAACUUUGGUCACUUUGUCUAAACUCUAUCGGUGUAUUGCACGAACAACAUUCCAAGGACUUUCACAGGAAGCUCUACAGUCUUGUAUAAAAAGUUUAAAUGUUGCUAAAGAAGGUAUUGUCAAACGAAAGACCUUACUAGAUGGUCAGAUGUUUAUGAUAAAACAUUUACUGAUUCUACGAGAACAGAUUGCACCAUUCCAGGCUGAUUUUAGUAUUAGAGAAACAUCAUUGGAUUUUAGCAAAAUGAAAUUCCUCACAGGUACAAAUCCAAAUGCAGUUCUGGGAUUGCUUUGGGAUGCUGCCUAUGGCUUAUUUUCAAAGAAAUCUCAGCUCUUUGUUUUAAACAGUAACAAUGCUUUGCUCCAGUUUAUUUUAGAGGGAACACCACAAGUAACAGAACACUUUGUUGAUUCUAAGAAAGAUGUAGAUAGUGAACUGAAGAAGAAUUGUGAAGAGUUCAUACAUCAUAUCUCAGAGUAUUUCACUGAACCAUUAAAAUCAUUUUUAUCAAAGGCUACUGUUAUUACUGACAUGAAGAAAGAAGAAGGGGUGCAGAAAGUAUCUUUGCGCAAUCAGCCAUUUGCUACUCCGGAAAAACUACAUGAUACUGUAGCAGAGAGUUACAAAAAUUUAAAAUCUCGACUACCUCUUGUACAGAGAAGCAUGUCCCUCUAUCUGGCCAAUAAGGAUACUGAAUACAUUUUAUUCAAACCAGUCAAGGUGAGUGUACAGCAAACUUACCAGCAACUUGCUCAGCUUCUGAACUCGGAAUAUACAGAAGAAGACAAACAAAUUGUGGCGUGCCCUUCUAUAGAACAGAUAAAUUUAUUACUAUCUUCUAGCAAAUAAUAAUUGCUCUUCAAUGGGACUCAGACUGGCUCUGUUGCAAAUAAUUUUCUUUUAAUAUGAGGGACCUGAAUUUAAUCUUGUAAUAAAAGACUUUAAUGAGGAAAUCCAUGCAAACUCA
Molecule: messenger RNA, 2717 nt
Organism: Octopus sinensis (East Asian common octopus)
Lineage: Eukaryota; Metazoa; Mollusca; Cephalopoda; Octopoda; Octopodidae
Product: conserved oligomeric Golgi complex subunit 3
Exons: 23
Coding region: 62-2599 (845 amino acids)
Biological process (GO): intracellular protein transport; Golgi organization; intra-Golgi vesicle-mediated transport
Cellular component (GO): membrane; COG complex; cis-Golgi network
Source: RefSeq, a predicted model, not a curated record